Messenger RNA from Cynara cardunculus var. scolymus (artichoke), 2096 nucleotides. RefSeq names its product rop guanine nucleotide exchange factor 5-like. The coding region runs from base 217 to 1959 and encodes 580 amino acids. The transcript is spliced from 6 exons. Gene Ontology annotation, molecular function: guanyl-nucleotide exchange factor activity. NCBI's taxonomy places the organism in Eukaryota, Viridiplantae, Streptophyta, Magnoliopsida, Asterales, Asteraceae. The record is from RefSeq and is a predicted model, not a curated record.
UCACUUUCUUUCUAACUUUGGAAAUCUUGACCACAAUUAAAGAGCUCAAAGUCUGUUUUGUUCAUGUAUGCUCGUAAAUAAUCACCAUAUCAAGCACGAAAACAGAACCCAGAUUGGUUUCGUCUUGGUUACUUUCAGGAGCAGAAGAAGUUUUUGGGUUUGAAUUUGUGGAAAUCGUAGGGUUUUGAUUUUGUGGGUGAAGGGUUGCAGGUUUAGAUGGAAAAUUCAAGUGAUAAAAGUAUGAAAAAUGAUGGGUUUGAUUCGUUUGACAGUACUACAAGUAGUUCGAAUUCGGAUACUUCUUCUAAAGAAUGUUGUUCUUCCCCUACUCCUCUUGGGUGGCCUAUUAGAAAGGCUCAAUUGAUGGAAAAAUGUGGCGAUGUUUCAGAAGAUAAAGUGAAAAUAAACCCCCAAUUGGAUGAUGAUUCCAAAUUGAAGAAAAUGGGUUCCAGAAUUUCAGAAAUGGAGAUGAUGAAAGAGAGAUUUGCUAAAUUAUUGCUUGGAGAAGACAUGUCUGGUAGUGGCAAAGGGGUCUGCACAGCUUUGGCCAUUUCAAAUGCCAUUACAAACCUUUGUGCUACUGCAUUUGGUCAAUUGUGGAGAUUGGAACCCUUGAGAUCUGAAAAGAAACAAAUGUGGCAAAGAGAGAUGGAAUGCCUUCUUUGUGUUAGCGAUCACAUUGUCGAAUUAAUACCAUCAUGGCAGACGUUUCCAGAUGGAAGUAAGCUCGAGAUCAUGACUUGCAGACCAAGAUCAGACAUUUUCAUCAACCUCCCGGCUCUUCGCAAAUUAGACAACAUGCUUCUGGAAAUACUAGAUAGUUUCAUUAGCACGGAGUUCUGGUACGUUGAUCAGGGGAUAGUUGCACCAGAGGCCGAUGGUGCAGGCUCUUUCCGCAAACCACUCCAACGGCACCAGGAGAAAUGGUGGCUGCCGGUGCCCCGUGUCCCUGCUGGUGGCCUCCAAGAAGACACCAGGAAACAGUUAAACCACAAGCGCGAAUGCACUAAUCAGAUUCUAAAAGCAGCCAUGGCAAUUAACAACAUUGCUUUAUCGGAAAUGGAAGUUCCAGAAUCAUACUUUGAAUCCCUCCCAAAGAAUGGGAGAACUUGUCUAGGAGACGUUAUCUAUCGUUAUAUAUCUUCAGAGCAAUUCUCAUCAGAGUGUUUGUUAGAUUGUCUUGAUCUUUCAUCCGAACAUGUUGCUCUCGAGAUUGCAAACCGUGUGGAGGCAUCAAUCUAUGUGUGGCGUAAAAGGGUUCACUCUAGACCUUUACCUAACCCAAACCGAUCUGCGGCUAAAGCCUCGUGGGACAUGGUUAAGGACCUAAUGGCCGAUGGGUACAAGAGGGAUUCACUAGCCGAAAGAGCCGAAAGUCUCUUGAUGUGCCUCAAACAUCGGUUUCCUGGUCUAACUCAAACCUCAUUAGACAUCAGCAAGAUUCAACACAAUAAGGAUGUUGGAAAAUCGAUCUUGGAGAGCUACUCAAGAGUCUUGGAGAGUUUAGCAUUCAACAUCGUGGCACGUAUAGACGAUCUACUUUACGUGGACAACUUGACUCGACAAUCAGAUAAUCCGUCAACCACGGCCGACGUAAUCGCUCACAAACGAGUCUCGAUCCCGUGUAUAUCAUCUUCAGGGACGCCCUACAAGUCUGCUUUCGGGACUCCAAAGUUUUCACCGGGACCCAUUGCGCCGCCUGCAACGGGAGACCGAACUCCGUCGUUGAAUGGCAAUGGCAGCAACAAGCCGCCUAGACGGGGGUUUGGGGUGAAACGAGCGUUAACGAGCUAUCUUGCUGGCGACACAAAGGUAAAGAGUAACUGUCAGUUGCUCGAAGGCCCUGGCUGUCUUUCGACUAGAAACUCAGAAAUGCCGCCAGCUCGUAGCAGCAUCGACGGUCCAUUGAGCCAGAAAGAGAACCAGAACCCGAGCAGGUUACCGACGAUAGAGCGAUGAUAUUUGAUUGUGUUAAAGUUAAUUUGUUGAUUAGCUUACAGUACUGUUAAAAACAGUUGCAACAAAGUGAGGAUUAUUUACCCUCAUGGUUGACUUUUGUAUUUGUUGUGGAAGAUUGUUGACCCAUUUGAUUUUAA